CCCCCAGGUUGCCGGGUAACGGUGGGCGCGCGUGGCUGCGUAAGGAGACCACGUGAACCUGGUUCUGAGUGUGCUGGCUCUGUUGGUCCAUGGUUACUGACUGGUUCCGUCCUUUGUCCUCGGACCUGUUAUCCUUGAAGAAUGGCAGAGGCGGUCUUCCGUGCUCCAAAGAGGAAAAGAAGAGUGUACGAGAGUUACCAGUCACCACUGCCCAUCCCGUUUGGUCAGGACCAAGGUCCCAGGAAGGAAUUCCGAAUAUUCCAGGCUGAAAUGAUUAGCAACAAUGUGGUGGUGAGGGGCACAGAGGACAUGGAGCAGCUGUAUGGGAAGGGUUACUUUGGAAAAGGGAUUCUUUCCAGAAGUCGUCCGAACUUCACAAUCUCCAAUCCCAAGCUGGCUGCCAAAUGGAAAGGUAUGCAGACAGACAUGCCUAUAAUCACCUCAGAGAAGUAUCGGCAUCGAGUGGAAUGGGCCAGGGAUUUCAUGCGUAGGCAGGGCCAUGAUGAGAGCACUGUGCAGAAGAUUCUUACAGACUACACAGAACCACUCGAGCUUCCUUACAGAAAGGAGAAAGAAGAGACCCCACAGCAUGAACCACUGAACUCCAAGGCCGACUCCUCCCUGGAAGGCGGAGUGGAAAGGGAUGAGCUUUCUGUGACCACUGGAGGUGCUGGACAGUCAGAUGACCCGCAGGGUCUCAGCACACACUCAGACUGCCUGCAGGAGGGGCCUGGCCAUGCCACACUCGCUGUGGCUAGUCCUUCUAGCCCUAAUGGGCAUGUGGGAGAGGACCCCGAAGUUCUGCCCCAGAUCUCCUGCCGUAGCCAGGAAGCCCUCGUUCCGCAGGAUGGCCUUUGGCCUGAAGCCAGCAACCAGGUAGCAGGAGAGAAAAGGGCUGCUCAUGAGUAUGUGCUCAUAGAAGAAGAGCUGUGUGAUGUCCAGGAAGAAGAGGCAGCAGAUGAGAAGUUGCUGAAAAGAAAGAAACUUGUGUGCAGAAGAAAUCCAUACAGGAUCUUUGAGUAUCUGCAGCUCAGCCUAGAAGAGGCUUUCUUCCUGGCAUACGCCCUGGGAUGCUUAAGUAUUUACUAUGAGAAGGAGCCUUUGACAAUAGUGAAACUCUGGCAAGCCUUCACUGCAGUUCAGCCCACCUUCAGGACUACCUACAUGGCCUACCACUACUUCCGGAGCAAAGGCUGGGUACCCAAAGUGGGGCUCAAGUAUGGAACAGAUCUACUUUCACUUUCCUCAGACUCCGAGUCCUGGAGUUACGAUGACAGGCCAGCUGUUGUUCACUGAGCUCAUGCUGUCCGACAUGGUGCUGUUUGUUCCUGUGACACUUCCUCACGGCAGCCCUUUGCUAUUCUGUAUGCCACUCUUGUUCCUUACUGCAACGUGGAGAGGAGAGGCCAUGUCCCCUCACUGGUUUCCAGUCACUCUCAGGCUUUGGAUUCUAUCGCAAAGGCUCUUGGGCACUUUUUCUUGUCACUGGCUCCCCCAGUGAUUCCCUCGGGCUGCUGCGCAAAGGAAACAGCACAGAGACGGGGACAGGACAUGUUGAGCAGGUCUCAGGAAAUGCACAGAGGCAAGAAUGUGGAGAGUACUGGUCCCAAGGUACUCAGGCUGGGACCAGAUCUAAGAUGUAAGGUACUCAGGCUGGGACCAGAUCUAAGAUGUAAGGGAGUCAGGCUGGGACCAGAUCUAAGAUGUAAGGGAAUCAGGUUGGGACAUGGUCCAAUAUGUAAGGGAGUCAGGUGGGACCUGGUUCAAGAUGUAAGGGAGUCAGGUGGGACCUGGUCCAAGAUGUAAGGGAGUCAGGUGGGACCUGGUUCAAGAUGUAAGGGAGUCAGUGGGACCUGGUCCAAGAUGUUUGGGAUGAAAAGUCUUCAGAGUCCUGACUUACCAAUGACUGAAGAGAACCAACAUGGAGGAGAAACUUGCUGGUGAAGCUGGGCCUGACAGCACAACUCACCAACAGAAUAGAUGCUGCACUUGUGCAUAAAGGAACGAGGCGGCAUCUGGGCGCUGCCUCAGAUUUUUGAUGUAUUCAUCUGGUGAAGGCACAGACUAAGAGUACUCAUCUGAAAUGCUUGGCCACAGAAGCAGUCUGGGUUUCAGGCACAUACAGGAUGAGAUCUGUAGUGAGAAUUCUGGAAUUUUGGUUUCUUUAAGAACACAGAAAUACUCUAGUAUUCUCAUUUUAAUCCCAGAUAUGAGGAUAGGGGGCUAGCAGUCUAUGAUUUGCCUUGUGCUCUAGCAGAAGUUGUGUGUUGUGAAGUUGCAGUUGUGUGGCAUUUAGAAUUCUGGG
This is a messenger RNA of Mastomys coucha (southern multimammate mouse), 2305 nucleotides long. RefSeq names its product tRNA splicing endonuclease subunit 2 (gene Tsen2). Gene Ontology annotation, biological process: tRNA-type intron splice site recognition and cleavage; tRNA splicing, via endonucleolytic cleavage and ligation. NCBI's taxonomy places the organism in Eukaryota, Metazoa, Chordata, Mammalia, Rodentia, Muridae. The record is from RefSeq and is a predicted model, not a curated record. Gene Ontology annotation, molecular function: nucleic acid binding; tRNA-intron lyase activity. Gene Ontology annotation, cellular component: tRNA-intron endonuclease complex. Bases 142 to 1296 code for a protein of 384 amino acids. The transcript is spliced from 9 exons.